AUGUGCACUCCUCACCCACUGGCAGAAAGGGUGAUGGAACAGGUUGUGGGACUACAGGAGUCAGCAACUGGAUUUAUAUUUGAGAAGUUCACUCUGAAGAAGAUUGUGCUUAUAUGUGAUCAGCAAGAUUCAAUGCUCAGGAAUCUACAUUUGUCACAUGUUUCAAUUUUAUAUAGAAAUAACCUUGACUUUCGAUUUGAUAGAGGUUUCAUAAAGACAUGUAGAUCCUACCUAAAAGGCACGCUCUUUGUGAUGAUGUCUGGUGUUAGCACUGCUAUAAAUUUGAAACCUGACAGACAAUGCAGAUAUUUUGGGUGCUUGCCAGCAUUCAAGAGAGUAGAACUUCAAAGAGAUACAGACUCCAGAUUAUAUCAGUUUUUGGUAUCAAGAGCAAAGAUGUUGAGAGAGCACAUAGCUGGGAAUUCCAAUAAAUACAAAGUUUUAUUCACAGACUUGUUACCAUUACAACUAGAUGCUAUAGAAAGAUGUAAUGCUCUCAGUCAUAUGAGAACUUCUGGUCAUGUGAUUCCUAUACUUCCAGAAAUUUCCUAUUUGGUGGAAAAUGUGUGUCUCACAGGUGCAGUGGAGAGAUUUAAUAGUUGGGCACGGGAGGAUGCAGCUGCUCAAGGCUUUCAAGAGUGGAGCCGCAUUGAGAAAAUCAGAAAACCACAGUAUGCUAGUAAUGGUAGAACUUUAGUUGCAUGUGUCCAAAGGCACCGGAAAGUGGCUGUUACAUCAGCUGUCCGUAAGACUGUACAAAAGUUAGUUGCAGAUUCUAAUUCUGUUUCAACAAAAUCAGCAGUAAAUAGUUCUGUUUUACGUGAUUCUCCUCAAGUUGGUUUAAUGAGCAAUGCAGUGCUUUCAACUUCAGCAAAGAAUGCUAAUAUUUCAUUGGCAGUCAGAACUGCAGUUAGCACCCUGACAGAUUCUACAAGCAAAAUAAUACAAUCUGCUACAAUUGCUUCAGGAACUACAAACAAAAACCUGUCAACAUCCCAAGUUACUGAUAAAACAACACUUCCUGUAAUUUGUUCUGCACAGGAUACUCCUGCCAAAUUAGUAGGAUUUGAAGCUAUAGCAAGCAUGCCAGGAGGAUUAGAAACAACUGGUGGAACAACAGUAAUCGUUAACACAGGUGAUUCUGUAGGGAAGACACCAUUAACAUCAGCUUCAACAAUCAAGGCAGAAAUCGCAGCUGAUUCUACCAACAAAACAACAGCUUCAGCAGACCCCUCACUAAGCACAACAUGUUAUACAAGCAGGGCAACAGCUACAACUCUUACUUCAGGAAGCAGCAUGUCUACCACAAAAUCAGUUUUUACAAACAACUCGCCAAUCACUACACUUUCUACAAGUAAGGAACUCAUUACAACAACUAUAAGCAUUGCUCCAGCUACAACCAGUGAUUCUGCAAGCAAGACACUAGCUCCAGAAACAGCCACAAAUGCUUCUUCAAACAAGACACCAACUACAACAAUAGAUUCUAUGAAAGAAAUGAUCAAGACGGCAGAGACAACAAGAAGCAAUUUACAAGUUACAACUGUUACAGCACCAACUACAACAGCCUCUGCAAGCAAUGCACCAACUACAACAGCCUCUACAAGCAAUGCACCAACUACAACAGCCUCUACAAGCAAUGCACCAACUACAACAGCCUCUACAAGCAAUGCACCAACUACAGCACCCUCUACAAGCAAUGCACCAACUACAGCACCCUCUACAAGCAAUGCACCAACUACAGCACCCUCUACAAGCAGUGCACCAACUACAGCACCCUCUACAAGCAAUGCACCAACUACAGCACCCUCUACGAGCAAUGCCCCAACUACAGCACCCUCUACGAGCAAUGCCCCAACUACAGCACCCUCUAUAAGCAGUGCACCAACUACAACACCCUCUACAAGCAAUGCACCAACUACAGCACCCUCUACAAGCAAAGCACCAACUACAGCACCCUCUACAAGCAAAGCACCAAAUACAGCACCCUCUACAAGCAAAGCACCAACUACAGCACCCUCUACAAGCAAAGCACCAACUACAGCACCCUCUACAAGCAAUGCACCAACUACAGCACCCUUCUACAAGCAAUGCACCAACUACAGCACCCUCUACAAGCAAUGCACCAACUACAGCACCCUCUACAAGCAAUGCACCAACUACAGCAGCCUCUACAAGCAAUGCACCAACUACAACAGCCUCUACAAGCAAUGCACCAACUACAACAGCCUCUACAAGCAAUGCACCAACUACAACAGCCUCUACAAGCAAUGCACCAACUACAACAGCCUCUACAAGCAAUGCACCAACUACAACACCCUCUACAAGCAAUGCACCAACUACAACACCCUCUACAAGCAAUGCACCAACUACAACAGCCUCUACAAGCAAGGCACCAACUACAACAUCCUCUACAAGCAAAGCACCAACUACAACACCCUCUACAAGCAAAGCACCAACUACAACACCCUCUACAAGCAAAGCACCAACUACAACACCCUCUACAAGCAAAGCACCAACUACAACACCCUCUACAAGCAAAGCACCAACUACAACACCCUCUACAAGCAAAGCACCAACUACAACACCCUCUACAAGCCAGGCACCAACUACAACACCCUCUACAAGCCAGGCACCAACUACAACACCCUCUACAAGCAAGACACCAACUACAACACCAUCUACAAGCAUAAUGCCAACUACAAUACCAUCUACAAGCAUAAUGCCAACAACAAUACCAUCUACAAGCAUAAUGCCAACAACAAUACCAUCUAAAAGCAUAAUGCCAACUAAAAUACCAUCUACAAGCAUAAUGCCAACUACAAUACCAUCUACAAGCAUAAUGCCAACAACAAUACCAUCUACAAGCAUAAUGCCAACUACAUCUACAAUCAAGGCACCAACUACAAUACCAUC
Molecule: messenger RNA, 2913 nt
Organism: Penaeus chinensis
Lineage: Eukaryota; Metazoa; Arthropoda; Malacostraca; Decapoda; Penaeidae
Product: mucin-22-like
Exons: 3
Coding region: 1-2772 (923 amino acids)
Source: RefSeq, a predicted model, not a curated record